Molecule: messenger RNA, 5173 nt
Organism: Maniola jurtina (meadow brown)
Lineage: Eukaryota; Metazoa; Arthropoda; Insecta; Lepidoptera; Nymphalidae
Product: triadin-like
Exons: 6
Coding region: 214-2745 (843 amino acids)
Biological process (GO): translational initiation
Cellular component (GO): eukaryotic translation initiation factor 4F complex; cytoplasm
Molecular function (GO): RNA 7-methylguanosine cap binding; translation initiation factor activity
Source: RefSeq, a predicted model, not a curated record
AUGAUUCAUGAAUAUUUACUGAGAGUGAGUAGUGACAUUGAGUACCUGUAUGAAGUGCAUCGAAUCGAGUGCAUAAUAUCGUCACCAUUCGCCACCAACCGAUCGUGAUUCGUGAAAUAAACAGUUGACGUACAAGUUUUUAAGCACUUUGGCAAAAGUUUUGUGUGCAGUUGCAGUGAUUACCUACAACAUUCAAGUUCAACAUAAGUUACGAUGGGUCGCAAAAGUAAAAUUAAACAUAUAGAAAAGAACGGAUAUUCUAAAUUUGAACAGGUCCUUGUUAAAAAAGAAGAUAAGAAGUCAAAAAAGGGGAAGCCCGAAACGUCCAAGGGGCUGACGGAACAAACAGAAAAUCCCGGUCCUAGUAGGCCCGAUGAAAAUGAAAGCCUCAAGAAACCUGAUGGACUCGAGAAAUCCCAAUUAUCUAAAGUGACCGAAGUAUGUCAGGAGACGCCGGAAACAUCUAAGUUGCCCCAGAUAACCAAUAAUACUGAAAGGCCCGAGAUAAUCCAGGAAUCUGGGAAUCCCGAUAGACUUGAUAAAUAUGAUUGUCCUAAGAAGGUUAAUGGACUCGGAAAAUCUCAAGAACCCAAUGGACUCCAAGUUAAGAGUCAGAAGACGUCUGAAUUAACAAAAAAGCCCGUGCCGCCAAAGUGGCAACAGGAAAAAACAGAAGGGCCUGAGCAACCGCAAAAAUUUAAAUCUCAAGGGCCCAAUGAACUCCAAGUUAUGAGUCGGAAGAUGUCUGAAUCAAAUGCAGAACGGAAAAAAACAGAAAGGUCCGAGACACCGAAAAAAUUUGCAUCUCAAGAACCCGAUGAACUCCAAGCUACGAGUCAGAAGACGUCUGAGUUAACUAAACAGCCCGAGCCGCCAAAAGGGCAACGGGAUAAAACGGAAAAGACCGUGGAACCGCAAAAAUUUGAAUCCCAAGAGCCAGAUGGAUUCCAAGUCAAGAGUCAAAAGACGUCUCAAUUAGCUAAAAAGCCCGAGCCGCCAAAGGAGCAACGGGGAAAAACAGAAAAGCCCGAGGAAGCGCAAAAAUUUGAAUCCCAAGGGCCGGAUGGACUCCAAGUCAAGAGUCAGAAGACGUCUGAAUUAACAAAAAAGUCCGAGCUGCCAAAGGGACAACUUGAAAAAAUAGACAGGCCCGCGGAACCGCAGAAAUUUCAAACUCCCAGCAGACCUGAUGAAAAUGAAAACUACAAGAAGCCUGAUAGACUUGAAAGAUCCAAAAGGCCCGAAGAACCUCAAGCCAAGAGUCACGAUAGACCUGAGAUUCGCAAAAAUAUUGAAAAGCCAGAAAUACUCCAGAAAUCUGAAAAUAUCGAUAGGCUCGAUGAGCAUGAAGGCCCCAAAAAACCUGAUGAUUUCGUGAAACCUCAAAAGUCUGAAGAACUCCUAGUCAUGAGUGAGGAGACGUCUGAAACUCCUUGGAUAAUCGAGACACGAAGGGGGGCACGGAAAAAAACAAAAUGGCCAGAGCAACCCCAUAAAGAAAAUACCCACAGGCCUUAUGAAGGCAAUAGGCAGGUAAGACCUGAAAAAUAUAAGAGGCCCGAGGUGAUCAAGGAGUCUGAGAUACUUCAUAAAAAAGAAUGGGCAGAGAGACCUCAAAAAUUUGAAAGUCCUAAUGGAUCUGAUGAAUAUUAUAGACGCAAGAAGACAGAUGGACUGGAGAAAUCUCAAAGGCCCGAGGCAACCCAAAUCAACAGUCAGAAAGCGCCUGAAACAUCUUAUAGGCCUGAGACGUCAAAGGGGCAUCGGAAAAAUACAAAAUGGUCCGAGAGAUCCCAGAAAUUUGAAAGUCCCAUUAGACCCCGUGAACAUGAAAGUCAUAAGAAGCCUGAUGUCCUCGAGAAAUCUCAAAGGCCGGAAGGUCCCCAAAUCAUGAAUCUAGAAAGGCCUGAAACACCAAAAAGGCCCGAGACGCCAAAGGGACCACGGAAAAAUAAAAAAUGGCCAGAGAGACCCCAGAAAUUUGAAAGUCCCAAUAGAACUGAUCAAUAUGAUAUCACCGAAAAGCCUGAUAGACCUGAUAAUCCAAAAAUGCCUGAGACACAACAAAUAAUCGAUGCACCCCAAAAAGACGAAACUCUGGAUGAACCUGGAAGACUUGUUGAACCCGAAAUUCUCGUAAAAUCUCAGAAACUAGAUAAGUCGGAAAUCAGUAAGAAUCUCGAAGCCGAGGAACCCCAAAUAAUUGAGAUGGCCCCAACUGAAGAGGUAAUUAAGCAUCCCUUGGAGCACACGUGGGGCAUGUGGCUCAUCACCAACGACAAGCGCAACUGGGAAGACAAUCUGGUGAAGUUGACGACCUUCAGCUUUGUUGAAGAUUAUUGGUGCUUAUAUCACCAUAUGAAAACGCCUUCCGAGCUAGAACGUGGGAAGGACUUUGCAGUGUUUAAGGACGGGUUGCGACCGAUGUGGGAGGACGGCGCCAACCGGGACGGCGGCCGUUGGCUCAUCAACUUCGACAAGAAGCGAAGCGAGCCCUCCGAUCUCGAUGCCAUAUGGAUGUUUGUGAUAUUGCUGAUGAUCGGUGAAAAUUUCUGUGUUCCUAAUUCGAUUUGCGGGGCAGUAGUCAGUAUUCGAGCGAAAAAUAGAAUCGCCGUGUGGGUGCCAAGCUACAGAAACGAGCAGGCGAUCAAAGAUGUUGGGAACACGCUCCGAAACACGCUGGGUCUCCGCGGCAGACUGGCCUUCCAACAACACAACACUGCCUCAAGUAUAUUCAAUAUGUAGCUUAUAUUAUAAAUAAAAUUAAGAUAAUUUCAAAUUUUAGAUAACUAUAUCAUCACAUGUAUGUAUAGGUUAAUAGAUAUAAUUAUUUUGAGUUGGUAAAUUAAGUUAUCCCAAGAUUUAGAAGAUAUUUUUUAGUUUGAUAUUGUACGGGCAUAAUUUUUAUGAUGGGCAAUGUGAUUAAUGUGAACACUCAUUGAUUCUGUGGUGUUUUUUCACUUCCAGAAACACUUCCGUAGCAAAUGGACAUUUUACACGUCAUUUAGGUCGUCUUUCCUUCAAUUAUGUUAAGAAUAAUUAGGACUCAAUUAGCGUUUGUCUAAUCACACUUCCCGAUUCAUCACAUUGCCCGUAACAGAUAGUUCCUUUUUUUUCUUGAAAUUGUCACAAGUAAAAUAAUAUUUCAUAAUAUAUUAUGUUAUUUUUAGAGAUCAUUGUGAUAAGAUACAGAAACCCACUACGCCACCUUUCUCCACUCUUUAGUACGUAGUAACUUUAAAGUAUUCUUUGUAAACCACAUAUCUUUUUUAAGUUUUGUGACUUUUGUACUAUUAGAAUAGGUUUAGGUGCGUCCAAACAGUCCAGAUCAUGUAUUAAGUUAUAUAACUUUUGUAACAUAAUUCCUACGUCUAUAUUGUUUAACAAUGUAUGUACCAUGUGUCUUUAAAAAUAUUAAUAGCAAAAACUGUAAUUUAAGUAUUAAUAACAUGUUAUAUGAUUACUAGCUUGGACGCACCUUAAUAAAAUAUUCCAUUAAUAGUAAGAAUAAAAACUUUAUUUACCUAAUUCAUUAAACAUUUAAGAAGACAAAACACUGACUAGGUCUGUAUUUAAUACUAAUAGAAGAUACACAAAAGGACUUUAAACCAGAAUUCGGUGUUUAUGAAGCGAAGUUUCUUAACGGACGUUUGGGAUGAAGCCUGAUUCGCAAAAAGUAAAACGGACCAGCGAAUAUGGGGAUGAAAGGCUUCUCAUUGGCUGGGCAGCGCGUAUAUAUUAUGAGUGAAACAGGACAAGAUUUUAUAAAUUGUACGUAUAAGAAGCUUCACUUCUGUCAGGUGUAACGCUUGUUUCGCGGUUUUUUUUAAUGUUACUCUAAUUAUUAAAAAAUGACGUCUUGAAUUGAUUAAUCGCAGACACGUUUGCAAUAUUUCACCUGACAGCAUGUCAUGCCAAUGUGUUCUUACCAUUAUUGUUAUGUAAUACACACAUAUUAUUAGAGUGGGUCCAGAUUAUUAAACAUAAUAACAUAAAAAGUAUUUUGUUGUAUAACACGUCCUCAUUGUUUAAACUUGUUAUAAACAUUUGUUGUAUAAUGUUGUAUAACUUGAAUUGAAAUGUUAUAUAUAGUCUAAACGUAUCUUUGUAAUAUGAAUUUUUAAAUGUUGCCUUAAGUGUAGCUUCUGUACAUAGAUUAACUAGUUUACUUAUAAAAUAGUGCAUGUUCUGGAGCUAGUCUGGUUUCUGAUCUCUGUCUCCACUCGUUCCUCCACUCUGUGAACUGUCUCUUCGGUGGUGUCGAUUCCUUUGUGGACGUUUUCUACAACAAACCAAUAUAAUAGAAUAUGGCGUACACAGGGUUCCAAGCCAGGGUAUAGUCAUUAAUUAGAUAGGUUAUCAAAUUACUAUUUAAACAGGACAGUGAAAAGUAGAUAGAAAGGUAUUGAGUUUAACUUGAGUACGCAGUGUUUUCAGCUACAGGGUAAAUCUAAAAAUACUUGUAACCUUUUACAGAUAACUUCUUUAUAAUGUAAAUAACCAUAUUUUUUUUUGUUUUACGUAUGUUUACAAAAAAAAAAUUCUUAAUAAUACUAAAUAAUACCUAUAUUCACGAAAUAUUUUAUAAAGUUUUUGUAUUAAUAGGUACUGUCUAACACUUUUUAGCUCUGUAUUUUAUAGUAAAUAUUCCGUAGAGUUAGUAUCAUUCGGAGCAGCCAAUUUAUGUCUUUGUUAUAUUGUGAAUAUUUUUUUAAAUCAGAAUUAAUUAAAAAUCUUAGGAUUUUUAAUUAAUUCUGAUUUAAAAAAAUAUUCACAGUGAAAAAAGGUUGUUUAGUAUUAUGUGAAGAAGUUACCUGUUAGGGCCAGCGCAAACAGACAGAGUGGAGUUGAAUCCACUCCGUAUACUAAAUUAGAGGUUAUUACUAAGUUUAGAUUAACCCUGGUUGUGAACACAAAGCUGCCUAUGUAAGUACUUAGUUAAGUUUAAAUGUUCCUACUUAGAUCAUAUUACUAAAGUUUAAUACGAUGUCUAUAAUUUUGAUACCUAUGUUUACAAACACAGAUCUAUGAUUUAGUAUUCGUUUAUGUUUUGUUUGAUUGAUUUAUUGAUUUUAUAGAAAGAUUAUUAUUUAACUUUAAAGAUUGCGAAUUGUGAGAGGCCUUAAAUUGAAAUAGAAAUAAGUUUUCGUAAAAUAAAACAGAAUGAGCAUUA